Messenger RNA from Penaeus vannamei (Pacific white shrimp), 531 nucleotides. The record is from RefSeq and is a predicted model, not a curated record. NCBI's taxonomy places the organism in Eukaryota, Metazoa, Arthropoda, Malacostraca, Decapoda, Penaeidae.
GAAAGCCACGCCAGGGAAGCCACACCAGGAAAGCCACACCAGGAAAUCCACGCCAGUAAAGCCACGCCAGGGAAGCCACACCAGGAAAGCCACGCCAGGAAAGCCAGUAAAGCCACACCAGGAAAGCCACACCAGGAAAGCCACACCAGGAAAGCCACACCAGAAGCCACAGCAGGAAAGCCACAGCAGGAAAGCCACGCCAGGAAAGCCACACCAGGAAAGCCACACCAGGAAAGCCACGCCAGGAAAGCCACACCAGGAAAGCCACGCCAGGAAAGCCACACCAGGAAAGCCACACCAGGAAAGCCACACCAGGAAAGCCACACCAGGAAAGCCACGCCAGGAGAGCCACACCAGGAAAGCCACACCAGGAAAGCCACACCAGGAAAGCCACACCAGGAAAGCCACACCAGGGAAGCCAGCCACGCCAGGAAAGCCACACCAGGAAAGCCACGCCAGGAAACCCACACCAGUAAACCCACACCAGGAAAGCCAUACCAGGAAAGCCACACCAGUAAACCACACCAGUAA